UUUUUCCGUUAGGGUUAUUUUGUAUAAACAUGGUCUGAAACUGUCAAAACUAGAAAUUAGAUUUAGAAAACAAGUGCAUGAGUGUCACCAAGCACAUUAUGACCAGCAUCCGUUGGUAUUUCAACAGUGGCAAGUGGAAUCCCAGCGCUGCCGACUGGGUCCGGGCAGCACAAAGGGUUCAACCAGAGGAGAAAGACAGGAUUGGCAAGUUUGUAUUCAAGAAGGAUGCAAAAUCUUCUAUGAUUGGCAGACUGAUGCUUAGGAGAAUGCUUCACAGACUGACCAAGAUUCCCUACGCAGACAUUCGAUUGGCUCGCACAGAGAAAGGCAAGCCGUAUCUGACAAACGAAUUGCCCCCUGACCUUGUAGGUCUGAGUUUCAACGUGAGUCACCACGGUGACCUGGUGGUGCUUGCUGGAGAACUGGCCUGCGAUGUUGGCAUAGAUGUCAUGAAACUGGAGACACCAGUUGGAGCACAGACAGUGCAGGACUUUUUCCACACUAUGCGACGUCAGUUUACAGCAGAAGAGUGGGCAUGUAUCCGACAAGGGACAGAUGACAGGGAGCAACUCAAUACCUUCUACAGACUCUGGUGCCUAAAAGAGAGCUAUGUCAAAACACUAGGGGUGGGGAUCGGCUUUGAGGUGAAGAGGCUAAGUUUCACUCUGCGAGAUUCCCUAACUGCAGAGGGGGGCAAUGUACACAGCACGGUACUAGCAGUGGACGGUUCACCCGCCCUUGGCUGGGAGUUCUCUGAAACCUUGAUCGAGGAUCAUUGUAUUGCUGUCGCUAGGAAACUAGGCGGGGAUGUGAAGUCUUUUCUUUCUAAAGAGGAGCGCCUCCAUAAUGUGAGCACAUUUCAAAACUUGACAUUUGAAGAGCUCCUAGAAGGCAGUGUACCCCUAAGUGAGCCUGAUGAACUCUAUGGCAAUAUAUUCAUCAGUAAGAAGAAAAAUCCUUGGUCAACAUGAUAAAUAGAGCAAUUAUAAUUUAAAAAGCUCUUUUGAAGUUUGUUUGUUGUUAAUGAACUGGUGUUUUAUCAAAGAGUAUGUUGGGACAGUAAUCCCUAAACACCUUCGUAACUUUCAAACAAUAAUUACACUAUGUGAUUUUUUUUUUUAAUGUGUCAUCAUGCAAUUUUGUUUUCCACAAAGCUUUAAAACAAGCGUAAGCAAUAUUUACUGGUUAAAAUCAUUUUAAACUUUAAAUAAUACAUAAAGAGAUAUUGAUAAGACUGUCACAAAUGAAAAUUCUGUGAAUUGAAGAAAGUUUAUCCUUAAAUUAUCUUAAUAAUCUUUGGCAUAUAAAUUUGCUAGCGAAAAUUUUAUAUGGAGGAAAAAUUCUAUUAGCUAACAUUCUCUUGGUAUGCACUUGAAAAAAUUCAAUAUUGUAAUAAUCUAACGGUGUUACUUUUUUUGUUUAGUUUAUAUCUAACAAUUGCUUUGUACAUCUGUAUAAGAGUGGUUACAUUCUUGAUAACAACUGAUCAGAUAGUUAUAGGACUUGCAAAACAUAGGUUCUUAUAGCAUUGCAGAUUUUCUAAACAUUUUGAGUUACUUCACGGAAUUACUUUACAUCCGAAACUUUGCAUAACAUUUUGAUAUACUUUGAAGAUGUUUUCACUAUUGUUAUUGAUAAUAUUUCAUCAACUGUCAGUGACUUAAAAUCAUGAUAACUUGAAGUUAUCAUUCCUAAACAAUAUGUAGUUUCGCAUUUGAUUUUUAGCUCAGGUGAGCUUUUGUGACCGGUCUUUGUCCGUCGUCUGUCCGUUCACAUUUGUUCGUUAACACUCUAGAGGCCACAUUUCUUGUCCGAUCUUCAUGAAACUUGGUCAGAAGCUUUGUCCCAAUGAAUUUCGUUCGAGUUCGAAACUGGAUCGUGACGGGUCAAAAACUAGGUCACCAGGUCAAAAAAAAGAAAAACCUUGUAAACACUGUAGAAGUCAUAUUUCAUGCCCAAUCUUCAUGUAACUUUUUCAGAAUGGUUGUCUUUAUGAUAUCUUGGUUGAUUUCAAAAGUGGUUCCAGUCUGUUGAAAAACAUGGCGGCCAGUGGGCGGGGCAGUUUUCCUUAUUUGGCUAUUGAGAAACCUUGUAAAUACUCUAGAGGCCACAUUUUUUUGUCCGAUCUUCAUGAAACUUGGUCAGAAGCUUUUUCCCAAUGAUAUCUUAGUCGAGUUCGAAACUGGGUCAUGCCGGGUCAAAAACUAGGUCACUAGGUCAAAAAAAGGAAACCCUUGUAAAUGCUGAAUCCGAUCUUCAUGAAACUUGGUCAGAAGCUUUGUCCCAAUGAAAUCUCGUUCGAGUUCGAAACUGGAUGGUGACGGGUCAAAAACUAGGUCACCAGGUCAAAAAAAAGAAAAACCUUGUAAACACUGUAGAAGUCACAUUUCAUGCCCAAUCUUAAUGUAACUUUGUUAAAAUGCUUGUCUUAAUGAUAUCUUGGUUGAGUUCAAAAGUGGUUCUGGUCCGUUGAAAAACAUGGGGCCAGUGGGGGGAGCAGUUUUCCUUAUUUGGCUAUUGAGAAAGCUUGUAAACACUUUAGAGGCCACAUUUCUUGUCCGAUCAUCAUGAAACUUAGUCAGAAGAUUUGUCCCAAUGAUACCUCGAUCUAGUUCGAAACUGGGUCAUGCUGGGUCGAAAACUAGGUCAUUAGGUAAAAAAACAAAAAAAAUUUAUAAACACUGGAGAAUUCACAUUUCAUGCCCAAUCUUCAUGUAACUUUGUAAAAAUGGUUGUCUUAAUGAUAUCUUGGUUGAGUUCAAAAGUGGUUCCAAUCCAGUCCGUUGAAAAACAUGGUCGCCAGUGGGCUGGGCAGUUUUCCUUAUUUGGCUAAAGAGAAACCUUGUAAACACUCUAGAGGGCACAUUUCUUGUCCAAUCUCUAUGAAUCUUGGUCAGAAGAUUUGUCCCAAUGAUACCUUGUAAACACACUUGAGGCCAUUGUUUUGGUCCAAUAAUAAUGAUACUUGACCAGGAUGUUUUUCUUGAUGAUAUCUAUGCAAAGUUUGACAUUGGGUCAUGUGGGGUCAAAAUCUUGGUCAGGAGGUCCAAAUCCUAAAAAAAACCUUGUAAACACAUGUAGAAUUAGCAUUACUUGCAAAUGUUUGCAUGCAAAAAACCCAUGCAAAUAGACAGUACUCAAUCAUAAUUAAUCAUAUGCUGACACUGCAAAAGUAAACAGAAGAGAACCAAUCUAAUAUGCUCUAGAGUACUGAAUUUUCAACUAACGGUAAGCAAUGAACAAGGCCCUGUAAAAAAAGGUGAGCGAUCUAGGGCCAUCUUGGCCCUCUUGUUUUUUGGCAACUGGAGAUUUAUCCUUCAUUGAAUUUUGAUGUUGCGACUAGAUCUUUCCAACUACAAGUUAGGGUUGUUCUUACUUAACAGUGUUAUUAUUUGAUAUUGUUAAGAUUUUCUAGUCAUUUGUUAUUGCUAAAGAACAGGUGAAUAAACAAAAUUAUAACUUUA
This is a messenger RNA of Dreissena polymorpha, 3464 nucleotides long. Its product is annotated as L-aminoadipate-semialdehyde dehydrogenase-phosphopantetheinyl transferase-like. The record is from RefSeq and is a predicted model, not a curated record. Gene Ontology annotation, cellular component: cytosol. Lineage: Eukaryota; Metazoa; Mollusca; Bivalvia; Myida; Dreissenidae. Gene Ontology annotation, molecular function: holo-[acyl-carrier-protein] synthase activity; magnesium ion binding.